AGGAACCACCAGAAUGCCCACACAUCUGCUUUCCCGCACCCAAGUGUGCACCCGCUCGUCUCUGCAGAAUGCGGCCCACGACGAUAUCGCCGGUGAUGCCUGCUGUGCACGGCCAUUCGACAAUCUCCGCCCCCCACCCAGCGGCGCUGACACGUCGGAACGUCCGAAGCAAGACAGCAAAAGCAACAUAUGCGCGCGACGACCAAACUCGCGGUUCUGGCGGCGGCCUGCGUGGCGCUGAGCUCCAGCGGCGUAGGCGCCGACAUCUCCUUCAGCACAACGGAUCUGUCAGGGGCAGGUAACGCCGGCGUUGUCGCUUCGGACGCCGGUACUGGCAAGACGCCGUGCCCCUCACUGCCACAGGCGGCCGGCGUCGCUGGAUCGACGACAACAGAUACAGCGCCCCCAGCAGCUACGGAAGCGCCGGUUGCAACGGAAACCCCGGCGACAGAAGCCCCUAUAUCCACCGAAGCUCCGGCUGCAAUAGAGGACCCUGCAUUCACCGAAUCACCAACAGCGACUGAGAUGCCAGUAGCUACAGAGGCAGCAACAGAGGUGCCAGCAGCCAUUACGACAGCCAAGACGCCGUGUCCGUCGCUCGCCCAGCCAUCGCUUUCUAGCAGUUCUAGUGGCGAGUCCAGCGGCAAUAGCAGCGGCAAGAGUCCUUGCCCUUCGUUACAGACAGCAUCGACAUCGUCAGACGGCUCUGUAUCAGCACCCUGCCCGUCGCUAAAGGUGAAAACCCCUUGUCCGUCACUUUCUACGGCCUCCAAGUCGUCAUCGGAAGACGCCGCUAGUGGCAGCAGCGAUGCGGUGGAAGUAGUGAUUUCAGGACUGACGGUGGCUGUGGUGUCGGCGUCGGCCUUGCUUCUGCUCUAGUCAUCUCAUCGGGUAUGCGUUUAUUGGUGUCGUCGUUGUCGAUUGAUGAAUAUGUGUGAAUGCGCUACUGUAUGGCAUGUAGUACCGCUAGUGCUUGCCGUGCUAGGGAGAGCAGCAACCGAGUAAUAUAAAGAUAUUGCGUAUUUUC
Molecule: messenger RNA, 1027 nt
Organism: Phytophthora nicotianae INRA-310
Lineage: Eukaryota; Oomycota; Peronosporomycetes; Peronosporales; Peronosporaceae
Exons: 1
Coding region: 190-879 (229 amino acids)
Source: RefSeq, a predicted model, not a curated record